UAGAAUUUAGGCUUUGUCCCUCUGCUUGCAACAACUGCAAGAAGAAGGUACCCAAUUGGCAUUGAUCUGCAUUUUCACUCCAAACUACGAUCAAUGCCACCUUCUUCCAAUUUUGUUUUUGUUUUCAUUCAAUCCAUUUCAUUUCAUCAAACUACAUUUAAUUUCUCUUAGCUUAUGUUCCAAAAACUCAGUUGUUUCCCUCUCCCAUAAACUUCCAUGACCCUUUGUUUAUAAUUGCUGGAUUCAAAAGCUCUUCUUAUUAUAACUAUCUUGAUAUCACGCGUGCACCUGUUUGGUUUUGUUCCUGGUUCUGCAUAUCUAUCUCCCUUAUAGCAACAAAGAAGAAGAUGGGGGAGGGUGAAAAGUUUCAGCUGGGAACUGCCGGUGCGUUGGGUUUAUCCGUGGUGUCAUCUGUAUCGAUUGUGAUAUGUAAUAAGGCACUGAUGAGCACAUUGCAUUUCAUUUUCGCGACAACUUUGACAAGCUGGCAUCUUCUUGUUACAUUUUGCUCUCUCCAUGUGGCGCUAAAAAUGAGGCUUUUUGAGCACAAACCUUUCGAGCGGAAAGCAGUGAUGGGAUUUGGAAUUCUAAAUGGAACUUCAAUUGGACUCUUAAAUUUGAGUCUAGGCUUCAAUUCUGUCGGUUUCUAUCAGAUGACUAAGCUGGCAAUCAUUCCAUGCACUAUUCUGUUGGAGAUCCUUUUUCUUGGAAAGAAAUUCAGUAGAAGAAUACAAUUUUCCCUCUCCGUCCUCCUUCUGGGUGUUGGGAUCGCAACAGUUACUGAUUUGCAACUAAAUGCUUUGGGCUCAUUCUUAUCUUUUCUAGCGGUGAUUACAACAUGUGUUGCUCAGAUUAUGACAAAUACCAUCCAGAAGAAGUAUAAGGUUUCUUCUACCCAGCUAUUGUAUCAAUCAUGUCCAUAUCAAGCAGCAACCUUGUUGAUAUCUGGACCAUAUUUGGAUAAAGUUCUUACCAACCUUAAUGUCUUUGCUUUCAAGUACACAACCGAAGUGACGUUUGUCAUUGUUCUUUCAUGCCUUAUCUCAAUCUCUGUAAAUUUUAGCACAUUUCUUGUAAUUGGAAGGACAUCUCCAGUGACCUAUCAGGUUCUUGGACAUUUGAAGACAUGCCUUGUAUUGGCUUUUGGUUAUAUAAUUGUCCAAGACCCUUUUAGCUGGAGGAACAUACUGGGGAUUUUGGUAGCCAUGGUUGGGAUGAUUAUGUAUUCCUAUUACUGCGUUCUUGAGAAUCAGCAAAAAGCAGCUGAAACUGCAGCAUUAGCAUCACAGGCAAGAGAAGGUGAAUCUGAUCCCCUCAUUAGUGUGGAAAAUGGAAGUGCAUUAUUGAGCAAAAGGCCUCCUGUCUGGAACAAAGAAAAAGACUAGCACUCUGGAUGAGCUUUUUCAGAAACACCAUUAAAAACAGUAAAUGGGCCUAUAGUGCCAUAGAUGAAUUAUACCCUUAGUUAGGAAGUUCUCUAGACUUAAGUCUUAUACUUACAGGGGUGAGUUAUUUUACUCAGUACUGUUAGUUUAGACUUGUGUGCAUUGAAUAGCCAACCAACAAUAUAACAUUAGUGAGGGAAAAUACUUGGUCAUGCCUAAGGUGUUGGGCCAACAAAUUUAGCUCUCAAUUUUGCGAAUACUUAAUGGAUGUUUUUUCACAGCAUAUUACAUGUAUAAAUAUUCCAAUUUUUGCUUGAACUAUAUACAAACAUCUAAUGGCGA
Lotus japonicus is the source of this 1727-nucleotide messenger RNA. RefSeq names its product UDP-xylose transporter 3-like. The record is from RefSeq and is a predicted model, not a curated record. Lineage: Eukaryota; Viridiplantae; Streptophyta; Magnoliopsida; Fabales; Fabaceae. Bases 348 to 1385 code for a protein of 345 amino acids. The transcript has 8 exons. Gene Ontology annotation, cellular component: Golgi apparatus. Gene Ontology annotation, molecular function: antiporter activity; UDP-xylose transmembrane transporter activity.